AUGCCAACCGUAUUCCAAUCCAGAGCCGAAUUCCACCAGAGUUUGGUCAAGUACAAUCGGACUACUACUGAUGGUUGGGAUGUGAUUGUCAGUUACUCGGAGGACAAGCUGAAUGCCUUGUUGAAGAAAUAUUGGACUCAGAGAUUCGACGCGGCUGAGGUCUCUUUCCAGCACAAAAUCGGGACUGAUAAUGCGUAUUUUUUAUAUACGUAUAACCUGACCCUCGAAGCCCCAACUUUAUCGUUCAAAUCGAUUACUACUACUCAUGGGGACAUUGCUGUCUCCGCCCUAUCGUGGAAAAUGUCGGGCACCGUGCAUACCGUUGCGUAUAUGAACGGCCAAGAGGGCUUCUCCACCGAUGAGGACGUGGGCAAGGAUCAAGAUAUAUACUUAGAUGUGGUAACACCGGUGUCUGCAAUGGAUGGGGAGUCAACCGAUACCAGCACCGCAAAGUCUAGCGAUACAACCUUCCAGUUCAGCGACAAUACCGAGUCCAGCUACAAGGUCAUCCUCCAUUUCCAGAACGCACAGGAUACAGACUGGUCCGUUCAAACGGCCAGUUCGAGUGAUCCUCUCAACGAAAGCCUCACUGAACUGGUGCAUGCGUUGAUGAACAAGGAAGAGUUCAAGGGAUUCACCUUCACCCUCGGAACAGUCAAGAAUACGAAAGAUCAGACUUCGGAUUUUCUACAGCCGCAGCAAUUCCGAUUCAACGCGACCGAAGGUGUUCUGAGCAUCUUCAUUCAGGUGAAAGGUGGCAGUGGCAAGGGAACGGCAGAAGCACCGCAGUUCCAACUGACUCACGACAGCGGAAUUGCAGCCAUUCCCGAGGGCUACGAAGCGAGUAUCAUCCUUUCUCAAACGCUCAUCCGCGAUGACUAUCUCGUCAAACGCAUUGCAGAGAGCUGCAAGGAUACAUUGCAAAGUAGCGGCGGUGUGACUGGCAGUCAGGCGUCUGCCAACCCAACUGUCCAUCUGAAGUUCAAAUCCGACAAAGUCUGGGAAGGCGAAUCGAUGAAUCAUGGCGGAUGGCCUAUGGUAGGCGAGGGAGAUCUCACCGUAGACUGGGAUAAAUAUCCUUUGAUUCUAACGCUUUUCGAUGACGGAACGCCGUUGACAUCUCAUUACAAGUGGGUUUGGGACAAUGCAUCGGUGACGUUGUCCUACACCACCAUGGAUCCAAUCCACGGAGCUACAGGUGGACCGUAUACUUCUCAAAUCACGGGGAGUAUUAAAGCCAACUCGACCCCAGUCGCGACUAUUUCAGGAGAUACGUUGAAGUUCAACAUCCAAUUCACCUCCGCUAAUCAGCCCGAUGCAUCCUUCUCCGACGUGGGCCCUGCAGACCUGACCGGAUCGGUGACAUUUCCUGAGCUAGACCUCAAACUGCCCGAUCUUGACUUCUUCCAAACGCAGAAUGUGCUGGCUCCGGGCGAGGACUUUAUCAAAGCACAGGACACUAUGUGUCCAUGUGACUUGUUUGUUCUGGGAUCGAUGUAUAGCUGA
Molecule: messenger RNA, 1506 nt
Organism: Aspergillus melleus
Lineage: Eukaryota; Fungi; Ascomycota; Eurotiomycetes; Eurotiales; Aspergillaceae
Exons: 3
Coding region: 1-1506 (501 amino acids)
Source: RefSeq, a predicted model, not a curated record